Oryzias latipes (Japanese medaka) is the source of this 3300-nucleotide messenger RNA. RefSeq names its product GEN1 Holliday junction 5' flap endonuclease (gene gen1). Gene Ontology annotation, molecular function: 5'-flap endonuclease activity; four-way junction DNA binding. The record is from RefSeq and is a predicted model, not a curated record. Lineage: Eukaryota; Metazoa; Chordata; Actinopteri; Beloniformes; Adrianichthyidae.
CAUCAGGUCGACCGUUCGGUUGGGUUUCGACCAAAUUAGGUGUUUCCUCUUUUACGUAUUUGUUUUUUGAACCCGCUUAUUUAUCAUAAUUUUAUAUAUUUAUAUAGUUAAAAAUAAAUUAAUAGUUUUAACUUUGUUCCAGUUCCGCUCUUGUUUGCUUUUCGAUAUGGAAACAAACAGCAAAAGAGUGUGGUAGUAGCAUUCGACAAAACAAAUUGAACGCAGCCUCCCAAGGCGCCAAAUUUAAACAAAGAUCUACGACUCCUCGUUACCUUUGUACAAAAUUUGUGGUUUUAGUUACAUUUUAUCUACCUAACACCCCCUUUUGGUCACAAUUAUGGGGGUUCACGAUUUGUGGUCAAUUGUUGAACCGGUUCGCGAGUCGGUGUCGCUGUACAGCUUAAGCGGAAAGACGCUGGCAGUCGACCUUAGUCUGUGGGUUUGUGAGGCCCAGCACGUCCAGGCGAUGAUGGGGAGAGUUACAAAGCCCCACUUAAGGAACUUAUUUUUCCGGGUUUCGUCUCUCUCGCUGAUGGGGAUAAAGCUUGUUUUUGUGAUGGAAGGAACAGCUCCCAAACUUAAAGCUGAAACCAUGAGCAAAAGGACAAAAGCAAGAUAUGGACAGUUUAAAAAUCCCACAAAGUGCAGCACAAACACCAGCAGGGGGCGCUUUAACUCCAUACUCAAAGAGUGUGCAGAGAUGCUGGAUUACUUAGGAGUGCCUUGGGUGAUGGCUGCAGGGGAGGCUGAGGCCAUGUGUGCGUAUUUGGAUUCACAGGGCCUGGUGGAUGGCUGCAUCACCAAUGAUGGAGAUGCUUUCUUGUAUGGGGCCCGAACUGUCUACAGGAACUUUAAUAUGAGCAGUAAAGACCCUCAGAUUGACUGUUAUCAGACUUCCAGAGUGCAAACGGAGUUAAAUCUGUCAAGAGAGAAUCUUGUUGGUUUAGCUAUUCUCCUAGGCUGCGAUUACAUUCCUAAGGGCAUUCCAGGUGUUGGGAAAGAGCAGGCGCUGAGGUUAAUACAGGCACUGAAAGGAGAUUCGCUGUUGCAAAGGUUCAUUCAGUGGAGGGAGGAGAACCCUACUGUGUCUGGUGUGGUUGUAAAAAAGGUUCCUCACUGCAACAUAUGUCGACAUCCUGGCUCAGCCACAGCACAUGGGCGACAAGGCUGCAGACUCUGCAACAGUCAACAAUACUGUCAGCCUCAAGACUUUGAUUAUCAGUGUCCCUGUGACUGGCACAGCCACGAACAGACCCAUCAGGUGGUGUCUUUCGAAGCAAACAUCAAGAAAAAAACACUCUGCAGUCCCCAGUUUCCUUUUACAGAGAUCAUCAACGAGUUUCUGGUUUCCAAGGAUAAACCUGUAUCGCAUUUCAAGAGGAGACAGCCAAAUAUGAUGAUGAUGCAGAAAUUUGCCUAUGAGAAGAUGGAGUGGCCAAAGCAUUACACCAGCGAAAAGGUUUUGGUGUUGCUGACCUACACCGAGCUGAUGAAUCGAAAAUAUGGGACUGGCGUGUCCUCCCAGAUCAAGCCCAUCCGAAUCGUGAAAUCAAGAGUGAGGAACGCUGUGGCUUGUUUUGAAGUCAUCUGGAGAGCUCCAGAACAUUUUGUGUUUCCGGAGGACCGACCUGUAGAGGAGCAGCUUGAGGUGAGGACGGUGGAAGAAGAAUCCCUCUUUCGUCUGGCCUUUCCUGAGGUCGUAGAGAGCUACAUGAGGAGCAAAGCUCUGGUCCAAGAGAGCAAGAAAAAAAGACAGAAAAGAAAGGAGAAACCUUUGGAAGUCUCUGAUAAUGUCACAGAGCUUUUGGCAAAGAUGACCCUUCACGGCUCUUCCACACAACCACAAGCUCUGCUUCCUAGCAGCUCCAACUACAAUCAAACAGAAGUGCUUGUUUUAGACAGUCCGGUCUGCGAUAAGCAGCUUCACAAGGAAAAAGUAGACCACAGCAAUCCCAUCAGACCUCUGCCUCCCACAGCUUCAGAGGAUGCUGCUUCACCAUCUGUUUCUGUUGUUAUUGGCGCUUUACAUUUGAGUGAUAUUGACUGGGAUGCUUCUUCUUUUACAUCCUCCCCUACUCCACAAGCAAAUAACACCACUAAACCGGAGGAAAAGACCACAGGCAAGGAUGAAAGACAGGAGGAAGAGUCGGGACAGGAAGCCUCAGACAGUGUCAAACAGCCAGAUCUGGAUCUGUGUUACACAGACUGUUCUCUGAGGGACAGAUUACUCAUGAGGAACUCGAGUAAAAGUCUGAGUUUGACUCAAACUGAUGAUGUGGUCUCAAAGUACUCAAAUGCUGAUUUAAACUUUUCUGAAAGUAAUUCACAAGGAAAACUCAGGAAGAUCAUCUCAGAGGAGAAAUCGGGUUUUAGAGACAAAGGUCAGUGUGCAUUAAAAGUGACAAAAGAACACGCACAGAGUUCAAGAGAGCAACAAAUUGUUGCACAAGUUCGACAAAAAAUGAUAGAAAACGUCAAAUUCAGCAGAAAUCGUGAACAGAAACAUCCGUUAAUCCAAACUGCCCUGACAUCAUCACAACGAUGCGACUCUUACCCAGGUAAACGUGACAGAAACAACUCAAAACAGCAAACCAUCAAGAAAAGUGUGUGCAUGAGUUUGUGUUCAUCCAGUGAGGAAAGUGACGUAGAAAACUACAAUUCUAAGCCUCAAGGAACCACAAAAGCAGCACCAGACGAGAUCAAGAGUAACUUAAUUUCAAAUCCUCCUCUGAGACUUGUGCCUAAAACAGACAAGCUAGACAGAAAAACUCCCUGUGAGGAGGUCAAACCCUUAAAAUCUGUUUUAGCUCAAAUUAAAAAUCAGGACAUACAUGGGCCUGAAACUGAUGGUGUGUUUCUGCAGUCUCCAGACUCACCUGUGACUGUGUUAGAUGAGGAAGACUCUUUGAUUUGUAGCGACAGUCCACUGCCAUUGGCAGAGAGGCUGAGGCUCAAAUUCAUGAAGUGAGUUGCAGAGGUUAAUCUGUCCCACUUGAAAUUUUGAUGACAUCCUGUUUGAUAUUAAAAUAAAUAUCAGUCUUUAAAGUGACAUUUUUAAAGAUGAAUGUCUAAACAUGUUUUCUUUCUCCAGUAUUAUUUUUUGUAUAUAAUGUAUCUUUUUACAUAUUUGCAUUCAGAGCAGAAAAAUCCCUUAUAAUUGGGUCAAUUUUGGAACAUUAGGCUUGCUAACCUAUUUCAAUGUAAAGAUUCGAACUGUGUAAUUGUAAUCACUGAAACAAAGAGAUCAAGCUUUUCAGAAAGCAUGAAAUAUUAAAGAGAUGUUUUAAGUCUUUUCCCAUA